AGAUCGGCGAAUCGUAGUUCAGCAUCAAUGUACACGGCAUCUUUGGUGAUUUCGCCCAUAUUAAACCGCUGCUUGAAUUGCUGCGGCGCCUGGAAGGUGAAGGCGUUAGAAGCUGGUCUGCGUUGGAAGGUUUGCGCGAGUGGUGAUUGCCUACCCGCGUCACGGUCUUUUGAAAGCCUUUCCAACUCAUCUUUGCGACGUCCGAGAGUUGUGUGCAGUAGUGAGGAUGGUCGAGGAGAAAGGGGAUGCAGUAGAGCAGAAAGCUGUAUAUUCGUGCUUGCGCGACAAGGAGUCUCGAUUUCAAAACGUGGUUGUAUACACAAGGUAUGCAGGGUGAUGGAAUAUGGCUGCGAGCACUUUACCAACUACCCCAUGUGAAGGUGAAGGGUGGCUAUGCACUGGAAUUACGAUGGGAUUACAUAUGCCGAGCAGCUUCCCAGGUUUUUGUCAUGCAUUAUUCGGCAACCUAGCUGAUGACGACGUCAGCGGGGCUGCGAUGCUUCACUACCUGGAUACAGUAGAGACACCGGAACACGCAUCGAGAACCUCAGGCACGGACCACUCUAGCUUCGGCUCCGAUGAGAUAGAGACUGCAAUUGAGCCUCUUGUCCGUUAUGCUGAAAUCAUCACCAACUUAACAGCAAAAAUGUCACAUAUUGCUCCCAAUACUGUGCGUCAAGCACUCCGUCGGUCAUCUCGAUCGCUCCCAUCAUCAUCAUCACCAUCAUGUCCAUUCACAUCGCAGACUCCGCGAGCAUGUAUCGCCGCUCGUGGACGACGAAAUUAUGUCUCUGAGACCAGUCCCAAAAACGCCACCGUCAAUGUCGAGAGUACUAUCCGCAAAGACCAAAAGGCAUUCAUGUCAGAGACAGGACUUUCCAUCAAGGACGCCCGUAUGCCCACUACUGGUAUGCCCGCAGAGGCAAUGAUGAGCCCGGCUGCUGGUAUCCUGAAGCAAGCAACGGUCAUGGACGAGGGUACUCGGCCAAUCUAUCUCGAUAUGCAAGCCACUACCCCCACCGACCCGCGCGUGCUCGACGCAAUGCUUCCCUUCCUCACCGGUCUAUAUGGUAACCCACAUUCAAGAACACACGCUUAUGGAUGGGAGACGGACACUGGAGUUGAGCAAGCGCGUGAGCACAUUGCCAACCUCAUCGGCGCUGAUCCGAAGGAGAUCAUUUUCACGAGUGGUGCGACGGAAAGCAACAACAUGAGCGUCAAGGGUGUUGCGCGCUUCUUCAAGCGAUCCGGCAAGAAGAACCACAUCAUCACUUGCCAGACCGAACACAAAUGCGUGCUAGACAGCUGCAGGCAUCUUCAAGAUGAGGGCUUUGAGGUUACAUAUCUACCGGUGCAGUCGAAUGGUCUCGUUGACCUCGCUGCGCUGGAGGCUGCUAUGCGACCAGAGACCUGCCUUGUUUCAAUCAUGACUGUGAACAACGAAAUUGGUGUAGUGCAACCGAUGGAGGAGAUUGGCCGGUUAUGUCGAAGCAAGAAGAUCUUUUUCCACACCGACGCUGCUCAGGCGGUCGGUAAGAUUCCUCUGGAUGUCAACAAGAUGAACAUCGACUUGAUGUCAAUUUCCGGACACAAGAUCUACGGACCGAAGGGAAUCGGCGCUUGCUACGUCCGAAGACGGCCGCGUGUUCGCCUCGAGCCGAUCAUCUCCGGCGGUGGACAAGAGCGCGGGCUACGAUCGGGCACUCUUGCUCCAGCACUUAUCAUCGGAUUUGGCGAGGCUGCACGGAUAUGCAAGGAAGAAAUGGAGUAUGAUAGCGCUCGCAUCGCCAAGCUCUCCCACCGUCUCCGCUCCACGCUUCUCAGUAUGGAGCACACCACGCUCAAUGGCGACCCGACAGCACACUACCCGGGCUGCGUCAACGUCUCCUUCGCCUACGUCGAAGGCGAGUCUCUCCUCAUGGCCCUCAAGGACAUUGCCCUCUCCUCCGGCAGUGCUUGUACUUCAGCUUCGCUCGAACCCAGCUACGUCCUCCGCGCGUUGGGCAGCUCAGAUGAGUCAGCGCACAGCUCGAUCCGCUUCGGAAUUGGACGUUUCACGACUGACGAGGAAAUCGACUACGUCAUCGACGCAGUCAGUAAGCGAGUCACCUUCCUGCGCGAGUUGAGUCCUCUAUGGGAGCUGGUGCAGGAGGGUGUUGACCUGAACACGAUUGAGUGGUCGCAGCACUGAUGAGAUUUUUGUUUCCCUGGGGAAGGUGGUGUUCUUAAUGAUUAUCCAAGUCUCGGUGGAGCCCAAAGCGUGGCUCGGUUGAGCAAUCUUCUUUCUUCUACUUCUACUUCUCCUUCUACUCUUGAUAUCAUGUAGUAUUCUUCAUCUAUGUUACCAUCAACUUAUUCAAGCUGAUUAAAUUUGCUCCCGUUGUCUCAUUCGAUAAGUACGGUCCACAGAAGGCGACACGAGACUGAUAAAUGCAAACUUUGCUUCGCCAGCUACAUUUGCAAAGGCGAACAAUCAACAUAUCUUGCGGUACUGAAAAUUUGUGACAAACAGACGUGGACUGAUCGUGUCUCUUCCGAAGGUUCUCCGGGUACAUUAUAAACUUGGACAAUACCUGGCGUCGUGGUGGGGAAGCAACUCAGGACUUGCAGUUCUUUCAAGUAUCAGU
Molecule: messenger RNA, 2627 nt
Organism: Dissoconium aciculare CBS 342.82
Lineage: Eukaryota; Fungi; Ascomycota; Dothideomycetes; Mycosphaerellales; Dissoconiaceae
Product: cysteine desulfurase
Exons: 3
Coding region: 344-2191 (615 amino acids)
Biological process (GO): [2Fe-2S] cluster assembly
Cellular component (GO): nucleus; cytosol; mitochondrion
Molecular function (GO): cysteine desulfurase activity; pyridoxal phosphate binding
Source: RefSeq, a predicted model, not a curated record